Acinonyx jubatus (cheetah) is the source of this 8919-nucleotide messenger RNA. It is a transcript of the gene GRM5, whose product is annotated as glutamate metabotropic receptor 5. Gene Ontology annotation, molecular function: adenylate cyclase inhibiting G protein-coupled glutamate receptor activity; G protein-coupled receptor activity involved in regulation of postsynaptic membrane potential. Gene Ontology annotation, biological process: regulation of synaptic transmission, glutamatergic; trans-synaptic signaling by endocannabinoid, modulating synaptic transmission; G protein-coupled glutamate receptor signaling pathway. The record is from RefSeq and is a predicted model, not a curated record. Gene Ontology annotation, cellular component: postsynaptic density membrane. Lineage: Eukaryota; Metazoa; Chordata; Mammalia; Carnivora; Felidae.
UCAGUAGCAGGGAGAUUGCUGCACACACCGCCCUCAGCUCUGCUGUUCUGUGCGCACUGAGCACAGGAGAUGAGCUUAAGAUCAUCUUGGUGGGGAGCCCGGGAAUGGAGAGGCCGGCUCUGCCCCGCUGAUCAGCACAGCCCAACUUUAUGGGGGGCUAGCUAGACCGCGUCUCACUGCCCGCUGUGCGGCCAACAGGGGGGUUUUGAAGAUCAUGAUCACAUGGAUGCAUCUAACUAAAUGGUACGUGGGGACAUGGUGGUCCUUUAGAGAGCACAUCUAAAUUACUGGCUAAUUCCUUGGUUUGCCACCCAACAUAGGACAUUGUUUGAUUCUAUCUAUCAGAAGUCUCCUAAAUUUUCCCCACCAUGCCGUCUUUAUUAGCUUGAACUCUUUUCCUAAAAUGGUCCUUCUGUUGAUCCUGUCAGUUCUGCUUUUGAAAGAAGAUGUCCGUGGGAGUGCACAGUCCAGUGAAAGGAGGGUGGUGGCUCACAUGCCAGGUGACAUCAUUAUUGGAGCUCUCUUUUCUGUUCACCAUCAGCCCACGGUGGACAAAGUUCAUGAGAGGAAGUGUGGGGCAGUUCGUGAACAGUAUGGCAUUCAGAGAGUGGAGGCCAUGCUGCACACUCUGGAAAGGAUCAACUCAGACCCCACACUCUUGCCCAACAUCACACUCGGCUGUGAGAUAAGGGAUUCCUGCUGGCAUUCGGCUGUGGCCCUAGAGCAGAGCAUUGAGUUCAUCAGGGACUCCCUCAUUUCUUCAGAAGAAGAAGAAGGUUUGGUGCGCUGUGUGGAUGGGUCUUCCUCUUCCUUCCGUUCCAAGAAGCCCAUUGUAGGGGUCAUUGGGCCUGGCUCCAGUUCUGUGGCCAUUCAGGUCCAGAACUUGCUCCAGCUUUUCAACAUACCUCAGAUUGCUUACUCGGCAACAAGCAUGGAUCUGAGCGACAAGACUCUGUUCAAGUACUUCAUGAGGGUUGUUCCUUCAGAUGCCCAGCAGGCACGGGCCAUGGUGGACAUAGUGAAGAGGUACAAUUGGACCUAUGUGUCAGCUGUGCACACAGAAGGCAACUAUGGAGAAAGUGGGAUGGAGGCUUUCAAAGAUAUGUCAGCCAAGGAAGGAAUUUGCAUCGCUCAUUCUUACAAAAUCUACAGCAACGCAGGGGAACAGAGUUUCGAUAAGCUGCUGAAGAAGCUCAGGAGUCACUUGCCCAAAGCCCGGGUGGUGGCCUGCUUCUGUGAGGGCAUGACUGUGAGAGGUCUCCUGAUGGCCAUGAGGCGCCUGGGUCUAGCAGGAGAAUUUUUGCUUCUGGGCAGUGAUGGCUGGGCUGACAGGUAUGAUGUGACAGAUGGAUAUCAGCGAGAAGCUGUUGGUGGAAUCACAAUCAAGCUUCAAUCUCCCGAUGUCAAGUGGUUUGAUGAUUAUUAUCUGAAGCUUCGGCCAGAAACAAACCUUCGAAAUCCUUGGUUUCAAGAAUUUUGGCAGCAUCGUUUUCAGUGCCGGCUGGAAGGGUUUGCACAGGAGAACAGCAAAUACAACAAGACUUGCAAUAGUUCUCUGACUCUGAGAACACAUCACGUUCAAGAUUCCAAAAUGGGAUUUGUGAUCAAUGCUAUCUAUUCCAUGGCCUAUGGGCUCCACAACAUGCAGAUGUCCCUCUGUCCAGGCUAUGCAGGCCUCUGUGAUGCAAUGAAGCCAAUUGAUGGACGGAAACUUUUGGACUCCCUGAUGAAAACCAAUUUUACUGGGGUUUCUGGAGAUAUGAUCCUAUUUGAUGAGAAUGGAGACUCUCCAGGAAGGUAUGAAAUAAUGAAUUUCAAGGAAAUGGGAAAAGAUUAUUUUGAUUAUAUCAAUGUUGGAAGCUGGGAUAAUGGAGAAUUAAAAAUGGAUGAUGAUGAAGUAUGGUCCAAGAAAAACAACAUCAUCAGAUCCGUUUGCAGUGAACCAUGUGAGAAAGGCCAGAUAAAGGUGAUCCGGAAGGGAGAAGUCAGCUGUUGUUGGACCUGUACACCCUGUAAAGAGAAUGAAUAUGUCUUUGAUGAAUACACCUGCAAGGCGUGCCAGCUGGGGUCGUGGCCCACUGAUGACCUUACAGGUUGUGAUCUGAUCCCAGUACAGUAUCUUCGCUGGGGUGACCCUGAACCCAUUGCCGCUGUUGUGUUUGCCUGCCUCGGCCUGCUGGCCACCCUAUUUGUUACUGCAGUCUUCAUCAUUUACCGUGAUACUCCAGUAGUCAAGUCCUCCAGCAGGGAACUCUGCUACAUUAUCCUUGCUGGCAUCUGCCUGGGUUACUUAUGUACCUUCUGCCUCAUUGCAAAGCCCAAACAGAUUUAUUGCUACCUUCAGAGAAUUGGUAUUGGUCUUUCUCCAGCCAUGAGCUACUCAGCCCUCGUAACCAAGACCAAUCGUAUUGCAAGGAUCCUGGCUGGCAGCAAGAAGAAGAUCUGUACCAAAAAGCCCAGGUUCAUGAGUGCCUGUGCCCAGCUAGUGAUUGCUUUCAUCCUCAUAUGCAUUCAGUUGGGCAUCAUCGUUGCCCUCUUUAUAAUGGAGCCUCCUGAUAUAAUGCAUGACUACCCAAGCAUUCGUGAAGUCUACCUGAUUUGUAAUACCACCAACCUAGGAGUUGUCACUCCUCUUGGAUACAAUGGUUUGCUGAUUUUGAGCUGUACCUUCUAUGCUUUCAAGACCAGAAACGUUCCAGCUAACUUCAAUGAGGCCAAGUACAUCGCCUUCACCAUGUACACCACCUGCAUCAUAUGGCUGGCCUUUGUGCCAAUCUACUUUGGCAGCAACUACAAAAUCAUCACCAUGUGUUUUUCAGUCAGCCUCAGUGCCACAGUGGCGCUGGGCUGCAUGUUUGUGCCAAAAGUGUACAUCAUCCUGGCCAAACCGGAGAGAAACGUGCGCAGCGCCUUCACCACAUCUACUGUGGUGCGCAUGCAUGUGGGGGAUGGCAAGUCAUCCUCAGCAGCCAGCAGGUCCAGCAGCCUAGUCAACCUGUGGAAGAGGAGGGGCUCCUCUGGGGAAACCCUAAGGUACAAAGACAGGAGACUGGCCCAGCACAAGUCGGAAAUAGAGUGUUUCACCCCCAAAGGGAGUGUGGGCAAUGGUGGGAGAGCAACCAUGAGCAGCUCCAAUGGCAAAUCCGUCACGUGGGCCCAGAAUGAGAAGAGCAGCCGGGGGCAGCACCUGUGGCAGCGGCUGUCCAUCCACAUCAACAAGAAAGAGAACCCCAACCAAACGGCCGUCAUCAAGCCCUUCCCCAAGAGCACGGAGAGCCGCGGCCUGGGCGCAGGCGGCGCGGGCGGUGGCGCGGGGGCCGCGGGCGGCGCGGGCGCGGGCGGCGCGGGCGGCGGCCCCGGCGGGCCGGAGCCCCCGGACGCCGGCCCCAAGGGGCUGUACGACGUGGCGGAAGCGGAGGAGCACUUCCCCGCGCCCGCGCGCCCGCGCUCGCCGUCGCCCAUCAGCACGCUGAGCCAGCGCGCGGGCUCCGCCAGCCGCACGGACGACGACGUGCCGUCGCUGCACUCGGAGCCCGCGGCGCGCAGCAGCUCCUCGCAGGGCUCGCUCAUGGAGCAGAUCAGCAGUGUGGUGACCCGCUUCACCGCCAACAUCAGCGAGCUCAACUCCAUGAUGCUGUCCACCACGGCCCCCGGCCCCGGUGUGGGCGCCCCGCUCUGCUCGUCGUACCUAAUCCCCAAAGAGAUCCAGCUGCCCACAACCAUGACGACGUUCGCCGAAAUCCAGCCGCUGCCCGCCAUCGAGGUCACGGGCGGCGCGCAGCCCGCGGCGGCGGCCCCGCCGGCUGGGGGCGCUGCUCGGGAGACGCCGACGGCCGGGCCGGACGCUGCAGCCGGCAAGCCGGACCUGGAAGAGCUGGUGGCUCUCACCCCGCCGUCCCCCUUCAGAGACUCGGUGGACUCGGGGAGUACAACCCCCAACUCGCCAGUGUCGGAGUCGGCCCUCUGUAUCCCUUCGUCUCCCAAAUAUGACACACUUAUCAUAAGAGAUUACACUCAGAGCUCCUCGUCGUUGUGAAUGUCAUUGGAAACCACGCUGGGUUCCGCCAAGGGAGCCAAGACCUCCCGUGUUCACGCAGACACAGUGACAAGCAUAGUCGCCUGGUUAAGACCCGAGGUGGAAGAUGCCAAGUACACCCGUAAUGGAAACACGAGAUUAAUAGUGCUAUUUAACAUCAACCGACGAAGACACCGACCACAAAUCCUUUGGCAGAUUUUCUUCUAGUGGCCUUAGAAAACAUGGGCUUUUAAGAAACACUGCUUAUAUUUUUGAGGGCUGACAAGAGUCUGUUGAACCAGUUCCAUACCAAGUGCUUUGCUCUAGGGAAGCAAUGAGUGUGUAACAGCAUAAUGGAGGGGGAAAAGCAUAGUUAUUAAGCAACUGUACAAAGUUUUGUUUGUUUACUUUAAUUCUUUUCCCAGAAGAUUCUUUGAUUCACCAAACAUGAAUGUACAUUUUCUAACAAACUCAAAAUCUGGGACCAAAACAUCAACCUUUCGCUCUCUUUUUUUGUUUUUUGGGUUUUUUUCCGUUUUUUUUUUCUUUUUUUCUGUCCUUUAAAGACUUUGAAAAGCAGUAACUUGGGCCCAGUAUUUACUGAGGCAUUGUUGUGAGUGUGUCCCAUGCAUAACACACAACUGGAUAAUGAGUGCUGCGCUGAUGUGUAUAAGGCUUUUACCAGAGACAUUCCUCUCCAAUUUGGUUUUGAAAUCCUCUUUGAAAAGCCUGCAUCCGGGAGUCCACCUAGUUAUUUCAAUUCACCUCCAUUAACCAAGAAAACCAAUGGAAGAUUUCUUGACUAUUUCACCAUGUUGCCAAUCAAUACUGGAGUAGCAAAAAAAUAUUUUCUGGAAUACUGUUUUGUAAUUCCCUCACUGGGGUACCGUUGUGUAGCUGGAAAUUCUCUUUAUAAUAAUAAUAAUUCCUGAGCUCCAGCUUGGCUAUCACUUUCAUGAAAUGUGGCCACUCCUCCUUAUGAAUGCUGUUCCAUUAGCAUUGCCAGCUAAAAUAUUAAAAUAUGCAUUUGGGCUUCUCCAUUCCUUUCUUUUGAGAACCUGAUGCACAAAGAGCUCCUCUGUUCUUUCCAAGUCCCACCACUGGAAGAAUGGUCUAUAGACCCAGCGAAGACAGCGACAUGAUUAGAGGGACUGCUGUUCAAAAAGUUAACACAAUCUUAAUACGCUGGAAAUUUUAAACUGUGUCAAGUCGGCUUAGCAGAGAUUUAGCUAUGCCAGUGAGCAGUGAUUUUAACUUUUUUUGGCUGCUUAAAGAGGGCAGCUAUGAACUAUGACAAAUGUAGAUUUUUCAAAGCAAUACAGAAUAUUAAAACAGAGGAACCUUAAUGAAUAUAAACCACACAGUCUCUUAGCCAUUCCAAAAAGAGGCAAAGCAAUUAUUAGUAUUUCCUUUUUAAAAUAAUUAUUAAUAUGAUUUUGUGCACUUCAUACUGUCACUUUUUAAAUACUGCAGAAAAGAGAUUUAAAGAUAUACUAGAAAUACAUGUGCUUUAAUAGGCUCAUAUAGGUAGAAUUCAUAGCUCAAGACCUGCAUCCACAGUCAUCUCUUUCUUCUUCUCAUUACAGUUGUCCUCAGGUGCCAAAUGUUUUUUUGUGUUGUUUUGUUUUGGUUUGGUUUGGUUUCGUUUUGUUUCAUUUUAAAUUUUAAAAUAAAGAUAGUAAUAAAAGGAGGAGGUGUCCUAUAAAUUUAAAGUUCAGUUGAUCCAGCCUUAUACUAAAGCUAGCCUUAUGAAAAAGAUUUGCUGUGAGGCAGAAGUAUAUUUUUAGCAGAAAGAAAAAUAAAUGAAACCUUUUUCCUUGAGCUCAAUAUCCUUAUAUUGGCAUGUAUUUUUUUAUUUCAUAUCUACUUUAAAAAAGGAAUUGAGAAAUGGAAAUAUAUCCAUUGGUGUAAUUUAUCAUGCCCCACUUUUAAAAGUUAUAGGAAAUAUACUUCUUGAUUUUCCUUUACUUAUAUCUGUUCUUAUAUUAAAUUUAAAAUCAAAUCUCCCAGUAUAAAAUGUUAAAAGCUGAUAUUAGUUUACUAAAAUAUAAACUUGAAAAUCAAACUUACCAUACCACAUUUGAAAAUAUCAUCAGAGCACCCUGAACCCACAUGUUAUAAUGAGACUCUUGAAGCAGAGUGAAUUUAGCUAAGCUUUAUAGUUUCAUUGAACGUGAACUCUGCCUCUACUUAAAAAACAAAUGUAAAUAUUUUGAUUAACACCCUUCAAUCCUCAUGAAAAGGGUGGCAUUCACCUGAGGAUUACCAUUUUGAUUUCUUAAACAUUGAAACCUUUCCAAAUAUACUCAACUAAGUUUUAAAUUCGUUUCCCAUGACUUUAGGUUGAUUUCCAUUUUAUUCUCAAGUGUAAGUUUCACCGUGUUGACCAACAGAAUAUUUUUAAAAAACUUUCUCCAUGAUCAAAUUUCUCUUCUAAAUUUUUAGUAACAUAUUUCUUUAAAAAAAUACACCACUUUAUGAGAAAAUUCAUCAGAAAUUAAAAUGUAAUACAAAUAAAUUGCUGUCUGAUAAUGCCAUAUGAAAUUAUAAUCAACUGUAAUAAGAAAAAUAUUCAUCCAACUAGAGGAGAACAAGGUGUACUUUUCUCUGUGUUUUUAUGCCCUUUGCCCUUCAUUCAAUACAUUCUAUAAUGCAUAAUAUUAGUAAUGCACUUUUGGGAUCUUGUAUUUUGGAAUGAUGCUAACUCUGUCUCUUUGCCAAUUCUAAUACCAGGUUCCAAGUAAUAAAUCUACAAGGAAAACUGAAUAUUCAUUCUAGGGCUAGGAUAUGAACUUCGCAAUUCAUUUGGGUACCUAUUUUCAUUGAAUUUCCUUGAAAACAGUCUGUUCCUGGUGCCCAGUGAUCACUCAGUUGGACCAGCAUGACUAAAAGGAAGGGGAAAAGACAGUGAAAUCCUGAGAUUCAGAAAAGUGACCCUAAAGGACAGUUUGGUCCAAGGAUGAAAAGAAGAAGACCUACUUUGAUCGAGUUAUAUGGACCAUCUAAGGAGUCCACGCACUGCUCUGUUCUGGGAGAGGAGUAGGGGCAGCCUGAGAAGACCCUAUGUGGAUUGGGAAGAAGCUUCUCUCUGGGUUAGGGGUGGGGAGCAGAAGGGAGUACGCAAAGGAAAACCAUAUGAGAUUUGACUGAAGUAAAGAAAAACAGUAAAUCCCCGAAUGUACUAAUCCUUGUUAGUAAAAGUCUUUCCCAAACUUCUGCUGUUACCAGCAAGUGAUCAGGAAGACUAGGAGCUAUUUCUGACUGUGAAUGAAUUGUGUAAUGGCUCUGCUGCAGUUCUGUGACUUCCAAACCAGGAAUUAACCACUUUUUAAGAAAAAACAAAAAACAAAAAAACAAAAACAAAAAAACCCAUUUCCUAUGCUAGUCUCCCAGCAAAAUGUACAUGUUUUGGAGACUUCAAAAGUAUUAUCUGAGUUCACAUUUAGCCACAGCUUAUUAAUAACCCUCAAGCUGUCAGAAUCUCUAUAGUUACCAUUUACAAUUUUAUACUGUGAAAAAAAUACAGAUCAGUGAAAAACAUAAAGAUAAAUUGAAAUUCACUUUUAAGAGGGUCUGAGGUCUGGGAGAUUCUCUACUAUCUGUUGAAGAGUGAGGCAUGUAUAAAAUAGUUGGCUGAAUUUCACUGAUCUUCCCAAUGUGAACAAAUAUACUAUGUAUAUUGUGUGUAUUUCUAGAAUUCAAUGGCAGCUGCUGGUGGUGUUGUAAUUAGAAAUCUAUAUAGAAUAUAGAUGUUUUAGAGAGAUGGUGCCAAUCCUAAAAGAUUUGUGUGGGCUACAAGUGCUUGUACUUACUUUUUUCUGCACUUUAACGGAUUUGGUUUUAAAAUUGUGUGCGCGUAUCUGUUCUUUUUCUGUUGUUGCAGCUUGUACUAUUAAAACAAUAGAGAAUGUUAAAUUAUUUUGAUGUGAAUUGCAAAUGAUUUUUUUCAUAAAGUUUAACAUUUUUAUCAGCAUUGUUUUGCUUUGUACUUGUAUAAAUGUGUUUUAUUUUAGCCUUCAAAAGUACACUUGCCUGUUUCUCAGUUGUCUAAAUCAUGUUAUAGUUGGUGUUUGUGAAGUCAGUUACUUUUUGAAAAAUAUUAAAAAAGAAACUAUGGUAUGACUUUAAGAUUCUUCCCCUUAAAUGUUUAGAAUGUUGUCUUAAUAGUGUUUUCUAAGACCCAAAGAGCCAUACUAUUAAUUAAUCUUAAAUUCUGAAUGAUAUAUACAUUCAAAUUAUGGGAUUGACAAAGUAGCCUAUGGACAAUAGAUUAAAUUAAAAAUGUAAACCAACCAUAAACCAACCCAAGAUGCUGUCCUCAAAGACAUCUACAAACACCUUUUAAGACAAAUAUUUUUUUAAAAAAACAAUGAAGCAUGUAGGGAUUAUACCUUGCUUUUGUGUCUGGAAAUACAAAUACGAAUUAUAGUGCCACAAUUAUCUGUGUUGGUAGAGGUUACAUCAUAAAAAUAAUAUAGAUUAUGUGUGUUUAUGUAUCUGUGAAUGUCUGGAUGUAUAUACAAACAACACACAUCUGUGUAGAUUUUUUCCUUUUGAGUCCAUCUGUGUAUGUGUUUCUGUGUGUAUGUUUGUUUGUGUGCGCAUGUAUGGGCAUAUCUGUAUAAUUUUACCAGAAAAAAAAAUUACUUGUGAAAUCACUUUCUACUUUGAUGGAUUCUUAAGCAAAUUUACACUCCUUGAACACAAAUUAUCUAAAACCUAAAAGCAUGAUGUGUGGAAGAGAAAAACAAUGUAGACUUUAAAACAUAGCUUCUCUCUGCUUCCCUACAUUGUAUUAUUUAUACACAUAUAAUAUGUAUAUACAUAUAUUCUUAUACAUAUGGAAAUUGAUACAAAAUAUGUUUGAUCUUAAAAAAGAAAACCAUUUUGUGUGCUUUGUCAGA